Messenger RNA from Empidonax traillii (willow flycatcher), 4065 nucleotides. It is a transcript of the gene ZNF512B, whose product is annotated as zinc finger protein 512B. The coding region runs from base 1571 to 3892 and encodes 773 amino acids. Lineage: Eukaryota; Metazoa; Chordata; Aves; Passeriformes; Tyrannidae. The record is from RefSeq and is a predicted model, not a curated record. The transcript has 16 exons. Gene Ontology annotation, molecular function: zinc ion binding.
CAGGUUUCCCCUCGGUUUUCACCUGUUUUGGGCACAGAGAUCUUGUCUUCAGCUUUCAGUUCUCUGCUCUUUUGUGAGUCUCUUUUUUUCCCCCUUUUUUCUUUGAGCAACUUGCUCAAAGAUUGCUCAGAGGUGCCAGGAGGCAGCAUGGGAAGGAAGGGGACUGACAGGACUGGGGACAGUAGCAGUGCCCACAUUGGUGGGAGUGGAGCAGCAGUUUGGGAAGGGGCUACAGGGAACCCUCUCUUUGCCUGCUCCAGGAAGGAGUCGCUGGCAGUCAGGCUGCAGCUCCUACCCAGCUCUCCCACUGAAAGAGCCCAAAUUAGCUGAAUCAACGAUGCCCAUGUUCAGCACCAAAUGCCACAGAACCUGUUGCCAAGGCUGGAAUUUCUCACUUGAUCGGAUUAACCUUUGUGCCCGUGCAACCAACCACAUACGUGUCACCAGGCGAGCUUUUGCCAGUUCUUCUCAGAGCACGUGGGCUGCGUGCAAUGUGCGGUCCCCAAUCCCAAACAAAAAGUCCCUGGGGGCACCUCGGGAAGAACUGCUGGACCCUCAAGUCCCACAUGUUGGUGGCAUGGCUGACAACCUGGCUAUGCAGGAGAUUCUUUCCCUGUUCCUCUGGACAUGAGGACAGGUGGAAUGAUGGGUGCUCUGGGAAUCAACUCUGUUGAGUUAAAGGACGCUGAACACGAUCUUGUGGGAGGAACUGGGAGUGACGACUCAAAUCCGUGUUUUGAAAAAGCCUGUGGGUGAGCAUCAGCAUCACGUCCCAGCCAAGGUUUCAAGGCUGUAGUGGUCUGGGGAAUCGCUUCCCACGGGCCUGAUGCUCUCACUGUGAAGGUGGGGAGGACUUCUUUCCCCCAAAUCCAUACGUGGCAUCUCCCAAUGCAGCUCCCAUCCUCUGACGUGUCUUUGCUUGUGCUGUCGGGAAGGGAAGAAAGAACUUGAAACCAGAGACAAAGGCAGUCAUUCCGUGGGCUUCUUCCUGGCACCACCAAACGGAGGGGUGUCUUGCCACCCGCUUCCUUCAGGAGCGAGAGUGGGCUUUCUGCGAUAAUUCCUGAUGUUCAUUAUUUAUAGAGAAGGCAAAUUGAAUUAUUAAUACAGAAAAUUCAGAUAACAUUAACAAUUCUCAGUUUAUAACGGUUUCCCAUUAAUAAGGAAAAUUGGAAAUUUAUCACCACAUCUGUUCAUUAAAACUCACUAUUUUUUUUUUUUGCUUUUGGUGUCUUAAAUGAAAGCAGAGAAAUAAACGAAGAGGAAAAGCCAUUUAUUCACUACUUCUCUGGGCAAAGUCAGCCCAUAAUUUUUAAUAAAGUCUUUGCUGUUGUAUGUGGAGGGGAAGCCAGGCUGUAGUGAAAGCAGCUUUCCAGCCAUGUCUGUGGCGUUCCUUGACCGUAGAACAAAUACUCGGAAGCACGUCCCGUUUCUUCUCUUUGUGGGAAUCUUUAAGCUGCGUGAUAGUUUGCUCCUUUCCCUCCCUCCCCAGCAGCUCUCCUUGUUUUCACCAUGUGUUGUUCCCAGCUCCGAGGAGUGAAUUUUAACGCCUCCCCUGCUUCUUUCAGAGAUGGCGGAUUCCUAUACCUGCAAAGGUGGAAGGAAAACUGCAGGCUCUAACAAACCUGCUACCAGCAAAGAAAGCAGGACGGAGACAAGGAUAAACCCACCGGCAGAGCUGCCCAAGCUGGAAAAUGCGACCGGUGACAAAACUGAAGGCAGGAAGAAAGGACGACCCAAGGCUGAGAAUCAGGCACUGAAAGACAUCCCUCUCCCCCUGAUGAAUCAGUGGAAGGAUGAAUUCAAAGCCCAUUCCAGGGUGAAAUGUCCCAAUUCAGGCUGCUGGCUGGAGUUCCCCAGCAUUUAUGGCUUGAAGUACCACUAUCAACGCUGCCAAGGGGGUGCCAUCUCGGAGAAGCUGACGUACUCGUGCUCGUACUGUGAAGCUGCCUUCACCUCCAAAACCCAGCUGGAAAAGCAUCGGCUCUGGAAUCAUUUGGAUCGGCCAGUGCCAACCAGCAAAGCGGAAAACAAAGUGCCCAAGGCCAUUGGGAAGAGCAGUGGAAAGAAAAGAGCUGCUGAGAGUUCAGCUUGCCCCACCAUCCAUCCCAAACAGCCAAAGACGGAAAAAGCUGUGGCCCAGGAGCACACGGAGAAUGGCGAGUGCCUGGCGGAGAGCCGGGAGAGCAAGGAGUUCCAGAUCGCGGCAGCCGAGGCGAUGGCGGCCGCCACCCCCACGGCCAAGUCCUCGAGCGGGAAGGAGGCCGGGCAGCAGCGGGGCAGCCAGGCCUCACUGCAGGAGGAAGACCCCGAGAGGAUGAAGCACAGAAGGAAACAGAAAACUCCUAAGAAGUUUACGGGGGAGCAGCCAUCCAUCUCGGGGACAUUUGGACUGAAAGGUCUUGUCAAAGCAGAGGACAAGGCAAAAGCCCAUCGAGCCAAGAAGUUGGAGGUAAACACCAGUAUGGAGGAGCUGAAAAAGAAAUCUCCAGGAGUUGUUGUGAAGAAGGAAACUGCUGUGCACCUACCAGCAGCAAACCCGGAGGACCAGUGGCAGCGGGAGAUCAGUGAGAAGGGGGAAGUUUCCUGUCCAACCUGCAGUGUUAUAACCAGGAAAACUAUUGUGGGGCUCAAAAAGCACAUGGAUGUCUGCCAGAAGCUGCAGGAUGCCUUGAAGUGUCAGCACUGCAAAAAGCAGUUCAAGUCUAAAGCUGGGCUGAAUUACCACACCAUGGCUGAACACGUCAGCAAGCCUGUUCCUGUGGAAACCACUGGACUUGGUGAACAGGAAGAGCGGGAAAGGCUGAGGAAAGUGCUAAAGCAGAUGGGAAAACUGAAAUGCCCCAAUGAGGGCUGCAUGGCCAACUUCUCCAGCCUGAUGGGUUACCAGUACCACCAGAAGCGGUGUGGGAAGCAGCUCACCGAGGCUGACAAGCCUGUUUUCAGCUGUCCACACUGCAGCAAGAAGUACAAAUCCAAGGCUGGCCACGACUACCAUGUGCGGUCAGAACACGCGGCCUCGGUGAGCCCCCCGGAUGCCUCCGCAGCCCGAGGAGCUGGGCCACCUCCCCCUGGGGGGGACUGCAGAGCUGCUGCGGAGCCCGUGGGCAGGACAGAGCCGGGCAGGGCCGGGCCGGGCAAGCCUCCGGAGGAGCCAGAGGUGAAGCAGGAGCCUGCUCCCGUGGAAGAUUUCGAGAGGACCCCGAGUGGCCGCAUCCGUCGGACGUCGGCCCAAGUCGCCGUCUUUCACCUCCAGGAGAUAGCGGAGGAUGAGCUCGCCAGGGAUUGGACCAAGCGGAGGAUGAAGGAUGACCUGGUGCCUGAAACGAAGCGGCUCAAUUACACCCGACCAGGGCUUCCAAAGCUCAAUCCCAGGCUGGUGGAAAACUGGAAGAACGAAGUGAAGGAGAAGGGCCGCAUCAACUGUCCCAACAAUUUCUGUGAAGCCAUUUACUCCAGCGUCUCGGGGCUGAAAGCUCACCUGGCCAACUGCAACAAGGGAGACCACUUGGUGGGCAAGUACCGCUGCCUCCUGUGCCAGAAGGAGUUCAGCUCCGAGAGCGGUGUCAAGUACCACAUCAUCAAGGCUCACUCGGAGAACUGGUUCAGAACCUCCUCAGAGGCCAGCCGGAAAAAGAAAAACAGGGAACAGCUUUCUUCCAGCAAAGAGGAGAAAAAGAAAAGCACAAACGGGAAGAAAAGAGGGAGGAAACCCAAGGAGAGGCCUCCAGAAAUGCCUCCGAAGGGCAAAGAAAGCAUGGCAGCAAAGACUAAUCACAAGAAAACCCUCGAGCACUGGGAAGGCUCCCGGGGCAGCCCCAAGGGGGACGAGCAUGUCCCCAAGCCCCCGAGCCAGCGGAAGGGAGGAGCCAGCAAGAUGCCUGAGAAAUGAGCAGCUCAGAGACUUGUGUCCGAGGAUUCGUUUACAGCCCAGGGUAACAGGGUGGGGGUCUCUCCCGGUUUUAUGUCCUCUCCUUCCCAUCCCACCUCCCUUUCCCCCACCCUCCUCUCACCCUCUUUUUACAAAAAGAAAGGAAAAAAAGAAAAAAAAAAAAGACAGAAAAA